Messenger RNA from Dalotia coriaria, 952 nucleotides. RefSeq names its product proteasome subunit beta type-4 (gene Prosbeta7). The transcript has 4 exons. Lineage: Eukaryota; Metazoa; Arthropoda; Insecta; Coleoptera; Staphylinidae. Gene Ontology annotation, cellular component: proteasome core complex. Bases 89 to 859 code for a protein of 256 amino acids. The record is from RefSeq and is a predicted model, not a curated record.
AAAUUCAGUGCAUCUUGCAUUGUCACUGUUGCUCACUGUCAUACUUCGCCCGGUUUGAGUUGUGAGCUUUGUAAAUUGAAAUUUAAUAAUGAAUACUCCGGAUUCCUUCAGCGCUAUGCCUUUUUGGCGGAAUGGCCCUGCACCAGGUGCUCUCUACAACUUUCCUAACAUAAAUGCACAUAACGCAAGCGGAGAUUUCGCGCAAAGAUCACAGGCACCGGUUACUACAGCGACAUCAAUUGUUGCUCUUAAAUUUGAUGGGGGUGUUGUAAUGGCUGGAGAUAUCUUGGGUUCAUAUGGUUCACUAGCGCGUUUUAGAAAUUGCCCAAGAUUAAUGAAAGUCAAUGAUAAUAUUAUCAUGGGGGCAGGUGGAGAUUAUGGUGAUUUCCAGUAUUUAAAAGAUUUAAUUGAGCAGAAAAUUAUUGAUGAAGAAUGUUUGGAUGAUGGCUUCAAGUUAAAACCUAAAUCAAUGUACUGCUGGUUGACCAGGGUAAUGUACAAUAGGAGGAACAAAUUUGAUCCCUUCUGGAAUAAUUUGGUUAUUGGUGGAAUUGAAAAUGGUGAACCUUUCCUUGGAACUGUUGAUAAACUAGGCACAGCCUACAUGGAUAGCACCAUUUGUACAGGUUACGGCGCAUACAUGGCUUUACCCAUCCUUCGUGCCGCAAUCGAUAAAAACCCGCAGAUGAAUCAAGCGGAAGCUUGUGAGCUGGUUAAGAAAUGUAUGGAGGUGUUGUUCUAUCGUGACGCGCGUAGUUUCCCUAAGUAUCAACUGGGGGUUAUUACAAAGGACGGCGUAAACAUUGAGAGCGGUUUGGAGAUUCAACAAAAUUGGAACCUGGCACACAUGAUUCACUAAUUCUUAACAUAUGGUUUAAUUAAUUAGGAUAACUUUACACAAAAUUACCCUUGUUUACAAACAUUAAUACACUGAACCAUUUUUGAAACAGUA